UGCUGGAUUGGGACACAGCCGGAGCAGCACUAAACUGGGGCAGGUGAACCGGUCGCUUCGCGGCUCGUUUUUGUGCCGCGAACAAGAGACUUUUUUUUUGAGUGUUUUAACUUUAGAUCUAUUCUGAGACUUCCUUAAUGUCCUGGUUACCGAGCAAACGAGUCAACAAAACGAAAACACAUUCUCAGCGCUUUAUUUAAAAGCGUUUGUCAAAGCCCUAAGAAACAAGAACAGCUCGUGUUCGCUCAACCAAUCAGACGCUCGUCUGUUACUGCGUCUGCGUUUCUCAGCCAAUCAAAUCAUCCCGUACUGAGUGGAUCCCCGAACACCGGCGCCUGUGUAAGUAAGCGCAUCACACACAGGAGCAGAAAGAGUGCUGACGUUCACAAACCUCCAGACAUGCCUCAGAAAAAUAAAUCUAAUUUCUCCAGUGGAACAGUUCAAGCAGCUGUGCCUGACAGUGGGGAGCCACCACCAACGCCAGAGCCAAGAGCUUCACUGACCUCUGGGGACAAUGUAGAGGCAGCAGAAAAAGAGCUUGAGGACCUGCAGAUAAUCAAAUCACCCAGUGACCCAAAGAAGUACAGGUACAUUGAGCUCAACAAUGGACUGAAAGCACUGCUCAUCUCAGACCAGAGCCGAGAGCACAGCACAAAUAACUCUGAGCAGCCAGGAACAGAAGAAGCUGAAAAGGAUGACAGUGAGGAAGAUGAAGAGGAGGGUGGGAGUUCUGAGGAAGAGGAACAUGACAGCAGUGAACAUGGUGAGGAUAGUAAGGGCUCGGAUGAGAGCUGUGAAGUAAGGACGAAAAAGAAGGCAAGCUCAGAGAAACAGUCAGCAGCUGCUCUGUGUAUCUGUGUGGGAAGCUUCAGUGAUCCUGAGGAUCUGCCUGGUCUGGCCCACUUCCUUGAGCACAUGGUGUUCAUGGGUAGUGAGAAGUACCCAGCUGAAAAUGGUUUUGAUGCAUUUCUGAAGAAACACGGGGGCAGUGACAAUGCUUCUACAGACUGCGAGAGGACCAUCUUUCAGUUUGAUGUUCAGAGGAAGUACUUCAGAGAGGCUCUGGAUAGGUGGGCACAGUUCUUCAUCUGUCCUCUGAUGAUAGAGGACGCUAUUGACAGGGAGGUGGAAGCUGUUGAUAGUGAAUACCAGUUAGCCAGACCGUCAGACUCCCAUCGCAAAGAAAUGCUUUUUGGAAGCCUUGCAAAGCCCAACCACCCAAUGACUAAGUUCUGCUGGGGAAAUGCCCAAACUCUGAAGCACGAACCAAAGGAAAAUAAGAUAAAUACUUAUGAGCGUCUGCGGGAAUUCUGGAAGAGAUACUACUCUGCACAUUACAUAACCCUCACUGUUCAAUCCAGAGAGACUCUGGACACUUUAGAGGAAUGGGUGAGGGAGAUCUUCAUCAAGGUCCCCAACAAUGGUCAGCCUCGGCCUGAUUUUUCAAACCUUCAGGACCCGUUUAAUACACCAGAUUUCAACAAACUUUACAGAGUGGUUCCUGUGAGAAAAAUCCACGCUCUCACCAUCAGCUGGGCUUUACCUCCUCAGGACAAACAUUACAGAGUCAAGCCUUUGCACUACAUAUCCUGGCUGAUUGGCCACGAGGGUGCUGGCAGUAUUCUCUCCGUGCUCAGAAAGAAGUGUUGGGCUCUGGCUCUGUUUGGAGGAAAUAGUGAGACAGGUUUUGACCAGAACACCACCUACUCCAUCUUCAGCAUUUCCAUCACCCUGACUGAUGAGGGUUACCAGAACGUCUCCCAGAUCGUCCACUUGGUGUUCCAAUACCUAAAGAUGCUUCAGAAACUUGGAACCCAGCAGAGGAUUUAUGAAGAAAUCCAGAAAAUCGAAGCCAAUGAGUUUCAUUAUCAAGAACAGACGGAUCCAAUUGAGUUUGUGGAGACAAUCUGUGAGAACAUGCAGCUGUUCCCAAAGGAGGACUUCCUGUGUGGACACCAGCUCAUGUUUGAAUACAACCCAGAGGUGAUCUCGCCUGCCCUAGCACUGCUGACUCCUGAGAGAGCGAACCUGCUGCUGCUGUCUCCGGAGCACGAGGGACGCUGCUUACUCAAGGAGAAAUGGUUUGGCACUCAGUACAGCAUGGAAGAUAUUCCUCAUGAGUGGAGUGAUCAGUGGGCUGGAGAUUUCCCUCUCAAUCCCAGCCUUCAUCUCCCAGCAGAGAACAAAUUCAUAGCCACUGACUUCACCCUGAAAACACCAGACUGCCCCCAAACUGAAUUCCCUGUCAAAAUUAUCGACAACAGCAGAGGGCGACUGUGGUUUAAGAAGGACAACAAGUUCAAAAUACCAAAAGCGUACAUCCGCUUUAACUUGCUGACUCCACUUAUACAGGAAUCUCCUGAAAACCUGGUCCUGUUUGACAUCUUUGUGAACGUCCUGGCCCACAAUCUGGCUGAGCCUCUUUAUGAUGCUGAUGUUGCCCAGCUGGAGUACAAACUGGUCCCUGGAGAUCACGGCCUGGUCAUACGACUCAAAGGCUUUAACCAUAAACUGCCUUUGCUGCUGAACCUGAUUGUGGACUACCUGGCCGACUUCACUGCAGCUCCUGAUGUGUUUAGCAUGUUUGCUGAACAGCUGAAGAAGACUUACUUCAACAUCCUCAUCAAACCGGAGAGACUGGGAAAAGAUGUGCGUCUGCAGAUUCUAGAGCAUUGCCGCUGGUCGGUCAUCCAGAAGUACGAGGCCAUCAUGAAGAACCUCACUGUGGAUGAUCUUAUGCAGUUUGUUACUAAAUUCAAGGCCAAGAUGUUUGUGGAAGGGCUUGUGCAGGGGAACUUCACCAGUGCUGAAUCCAAAGAGUUCCUGGAGUAUUUUGUUGAGAGACUUCAGUUUAAGCCUCUGGAGGCUGAACCUCCUGUUCUCUUUCGUGUGGUGGAACUCCCACAGAAGCAUCACCUGUGUAAAGUCCAGUCCCUCAACAAAAGCGACGCCAACUCUGAGGUCACCGUUUAUUAUCAGUCUGGGCUCAAGAACCUUCGAGAGCACACGCUGAUGGAGCUGCUAGUGAUGCACAUGGAGGAACCCUGCUUUGAUUUUCUGAGGACUAAAGAAACUCUGGGGUAUCAGGUGUACCCCACCUGCAGAAACACCUCCGGUGUCCUUGGCUUCUCAGUUACUGUAGAGACUCAGGCGACAAAGUUCAGCACAGACUUUGUGGAGAAUAAGAUUGAAGAGUUCCUGGUGAACUUUGGAGAGAAGCUGACCAACCUGACAGAUGAAGCGUAUCAGGCACAGGUCACUGCUCUGAUCAAGCUGAAGGAGUGUGAGGACACACACCUCGGGGAGGAGGUAGACAGGAGCUGGUUUGAGGUGGUGACUGAGCAGUAUGUGUUUGAUCGACUCAGCAAAGAGAUUGAAGCUCUGAAGCAGAUGACCAAAGCAGAGCUGCUGUCUUGGUUCAUGGGGCACCGAGGUGCAGAGGGCAGGAAGCUCAGCGUUCAUGUUGUUGGUUUCGGUAAAGAGGAGAACAACCAGCCUGAAGAUGUCCAGACCUGUCUUAAUCCAGCAGAGAAAACCGAAGGCACUCCAGCCAAGUCUUCCUCAUACGGAGAGGUGUCCAAACUCACCUUCCUGCCGCCCACGUCAGCCCUCGCUGGAGCCACCAUGAUCACCGACAUCCGCGCUUUCACCUCCUCCCUCACGCUCCACCCUUACCACAAGAUCCUCAGCUAGAGUAGGACUGUUUUUAUCAGUCAGAGAAGAACUCAGGAAACCCUGCUCUGAUGUACUCGCUCAAAGGGCUACCUCAUAUUUGAAGAACUGUGCAAGAAUUCUCUUUUCUUCUUUCUAUUUAGUCCUGUAAAGAAGUGGUCACCAACUCCAACAAGGUAAAGGAGGUCAUAUCGGUCCUGGUGGUCCUAGUCCUUAAGGUUCUAGUCCUGGAGUGGAACAGUGGAACUUCAGUAUACAAGGGGUUCAAAUAAGUAUUAAAAAAAUAACAGUGCUAUACUGUGAUGAGGGUUGUUAUAUAUACAUAUCAUAAAGGAACUGAGAUGCAACAUUGUUACUUUGAAUGAAUACCCUGCAGAAAUCAAACACCAGGUUACUGAAUAAUAAUAAAAUGAUGUCAGUACUGUCUGAAUGUAUGCAGAAUGCCACUCAUUACAAUUAUGAGUUGUUGCUUAUGCAGGAUAUUUUACCUUGAACUCUGUUUUGAAGACGAAUAAGCAGACAGUGUUCUCAUGUUCUUAUCACUGUAGAAGAUAAGUGCAGGUCAGCAGUGCAAGCCUUACCUCUACUUUAACUGCUGUGGUGGUGUCUAGCAUGUUUUAAUUGUGUGUUUAUUAAUCAAGUGUACAUAUUUAAUAAAUGUGUGACUGAGGACUGA
Molecule: messenger RNA, 4348 nt
Organism: Astyanax mexicanus (Mexican tetra)
Lineage: Eukaryota; Metazoa; Chordata; Actinopteri; Characiformes; Acestrorhamphidae
Gene: nrd1b
Product: nardilysin b (N-arginine dibasic convertase)
Exons: 31
Coding region: 400-3693 (1097 amino acids)
Biological process (GO): proteolysis
Molecular function (GO): metal ion binding; metalloendopeptidase activity
Source: RefSeq, a predicted model, not a curated record